ACUUAGGCACCUUUUUGUAUGUAUUAGGAAGUUAUGGCAGGAAACAUGGGGUGGGGUGUGAUAGAAGAGGAGGGAUGGAGGAAGGGACCUUGGACUUCUGAGGAGGACAGAUUGCUCAUUCUGUAUGUCAAGUUCCAUGGUGAGGGCAGAUGGAACUCUGCUGCUAGGCUUGCAGGACUAAAAAGAAAUGGGAAGAGCUGCAGAUUGAGAUGGGUGAAUUACCUGAGGCCAGACCUCGAGAAGGGUCAAAUAACACCACAAGAAGAAAGCAUAAUUCUAGAGCUGCAUGCUAGGUGGGGAAACAGGUGGUCAACAAUUGCAAGAAGCUUGCCAGGAAGAACUGACAAUGAGAUAAAGAAUUAUUGGAGGACUCACUUCAAGAAAAAGAUAAGGCCUACAACAAAUGAUGCACACAAGAUUUCAUGGUCAAACGUUGAAAGAGAAAACAAAAAGAAGCAUAACAAAGAUGAGGUAGAUGAGAAGGAACAAGAAAAGUUUGGUUUUGUGCUCAUGAACUUCAAUGAACAUCUCCGCCGCUGCCGCGUUCAACCACAACCAGGUUCAUCCAUUUUUUUCAAUUUCAACCAGGAUCUUCUCUUCUCCGAUGACGACUGUGCCACUAGUGUUCAUUUGCCGAUAAAGAUUUUUGUCGAACAUAAAGAUGGUUCUCUGUCACCAUUGGAGAAAGAGGCACUUCCGUGGAAGGGAUUGUAA
Messenger RNA from Glycine soja, 714 nucleotides. RefSeq names its product myb-related protein 340-like. Gene Ontology annotation, cellular component: nucleus. Gene Ontology annotation, biological process: regulation of DNA-templated transcription. The record is from RefSeq and is a predicted model, not a curated record. The coding region runs from base 34 to 714 and encodes 226 amino acids. NCBI's taxonomy places the organism in Eukaryota, Viridiplantae, Streptophyta, Magnoliopsida, Fabales, Fabaceae. Gene Ontology annotation, molecular function: sequence-specific DNA binding; DNA-binding transcription factor activity. The transcript has 5 exons.